Cantharellus anzutake is the source of this 1410-nucleotide messenger RNA. RefSeq names its product P-loop containing nucleoside triphosphate hydrolase protein. The transcript has 4 exons. Gene Ontology annotation, molecular function: DNA binding; ATP-dependent activity, acting on DNA. Bases 1 to 1410 code for a protein of 469 amino acids. The record is from RefSeq and is a predicted model, not a curated record. NCBI's taxonomy places the organism in Eukaryota, Fungi, Basidiomycota, Agaricomycetes, Cantharellales, Hydnaceae. Gene Ontology annotation, cellular component: nucleus.
AUGCCUAUACCCUCCCAGGCGACUUGGCUACAGAGUCCUGGGGGUCUUCAGCGCACACCUAUGCUUCAACGUAUCAGACAGAGCCCAAGCAGCCUGGCAAAACACGAUGAACUACUCCGUUUUCCCUGCAUGCAGAAGGCCAAGGCAGACGCUACUAUCUUCAUGAAGUGGGCCUUCCCUGGUUUAGCAAACACUCUCGUGGUCAUCCCAGCCACAAAAUUAAAUGACCAGCAAGCAGAUGAGCCACUUCCCCGGGGCAUAAUGAUAGCAGGCCUAAUGUACAGCAACACGGCCACCCACCUCUCCAAUCGGUUCUGGAUCUCCAAGGCCUUCAGCUUCGCUGCCUACCCUGCGACAGACUUCACUGCCAAUUGGCCAGCCGUCUCAGACAAAAACCUGGUGCAGACCAGCACCCCGGUGGACCAACACCUAGCCAGCAAAGUCCUGAACAUGCUGCUAUGCCGUGAGACCAUUAACUCAGCAGAGGACGGCCUAAUCACCAUGAUUAGACACGGCAACGCCUCUACACACUGGGUCUUCACUGCCAAUUCCCCCCCACCCCACCGACGUGUUCCAACACAGACAGUGGGUCAGUCACAUCCCUCGGCCCCAAAUCACCCUACAGCGCAAAGUCUACAUUCUUACAAGCUCCAAGGGCCCCUACAGCAUUCAACCACUACACUACAAGAUGCCCCCAUGUGCAACGACACCUCUUCGUUGGCUUCCAAUGGAUCAUCGGUUUUGGUCUAUUGCAACUGGCUCCGACAAGUCGAUCUCAUCCAGUCUGCACUGAAGGUCAAUGAUAUCAACUUGGAAUCUGCAACCUCAGGUGAUAGUGUCCAUGUCCGAGAUAAAACUCUUAACCGUUUCAGUUCCAAGCAGGAUCGCAGAGGCAACCCUUGCCACGUGUUGAUCAUUAGUGGUGUGGGUACAACGGGGCUGAACAUCACAACAGCAAACGUUGUUAUUUUCGCUGAUCAACUUUGGAGCUCCCAAGAUGAGCGUCAGGUCAUAGGCCGUGUGCAACGGAAAGGGCAAACCAAGAAGGUCACAGUAGUCUGGCUGCUGGCAGAUGGUACCACAGAUACUUUACUGUAUCAGUUUGCCCAGGGAAAGGCAAGGCAGAGUGAAACAUUUGUUUCCAAAGCUAAAGCAUUUUUGGCAUUGAACAACGACGAAGAUAGUGAUGGGGAUACAAGUGACAGCGGCGUUGACGAUCGCUCUCCUUCCAUUGUGCAAGUGAAAGGGAAAGGGACAAGCCACAAGAGGAAGAGAAGCAACAAUGUUGCUGACAAAGGAAAGAAGCAGAAAACAAAGGGGGGUUUCAAGGGAAAAGAAGUUGCCGCCCCCCCAGCGCUUUCCCCAAUCCUCUACCAUCAUCUUCAAAGGGAGAAGUCCCACUCCCUUUAG